Molecule: messenger RNA, 305 nt
Organism: Racocetra persica
Lineage: Eukaryota; Fungi; Glomeromycota; Glomeromycetes; Diversisporales; Gigasporaceae
Source: the annotation of a GenBank genome assembly
AACAAAUUAAUCUAACAAACAAAGAAUGGGAUGCAAUAUCAUUAUUAAUUAAGGUUCUAAGACUCUUUGCUAAAGUAACUGAGCUAUUAGGAGGUAACAAAUAUGCUACUAUUAGUUUUAUGUAUAGUGCGAUUACAGUAAUUAAGAAAGGGCUUUUUACAAAUAAUAACAAUUCAAAUAUAGAUUUUAAUUUUUCUUUUGAUAUUUUUGAUAAUGAUGUUGUUUAUGAAGAUAAAGAAGAAUUAGAAGAAAAUUAUGUAUCAAGCAAACAACAACAGAUGUGUCUAGUAACAAAGCAAUAUUAG